GUGACGUUCUAUCCUCAGUACUAGUUCAACGAUUCUCUUGUGAGGAGUCUAAUCGUAAUAACAAUAAUCACGAUAAAUCCACCCCUCCCCCUUCACCCUGAUAACGCUUAGUUGUGAUUCAUCUGGAGGGAAUUGAGUAUCGAUUUGUGGAUUGGCGAAUUCGAUAAAAUCGAUCAGUGACAGUAAUUUCACUGGACGAAUCGUAAGAAAAAAAUUAGCAGUUGACAGGAUCGAAGGUCGAGAGUCCGUUCGUCUUUUAGUGUACUCGUACUAGUAUUCGGAUAAUCUAAUCGCUUCACUCUGACACUCAUUGCUAUUAUUGUUAUUCUGGUUUUCUUUUUUUUUUCUUUUUCUUUCUCUUUAUUUCAUUUCGAGAGGCCGGGGCGGCGAUACGAUAACGUGUGAACCCACAAGUUGAUCGCACUCGAGAGUUCGGCAGUCCAUCCAGUGCUCUUUAUUAUUUGCGGUUAAUAAUUAAAAUAAAAGGGAGAAGAGCUGUUCGGUAUUUCGGCCAGUUGACAGCACCGCGAUUCUGGAGUUGAGUGAUGUCUUAACAGUUUAAUGGUGUAAUUCGAAAUUAUCAAGAUGGUGAAAAAUGGAAGGAAACAAAGUAUAUCAGAAGUGCUGUGGAAGCCGUAUUGUUCACCGCAUGGGUGCCUGGGUUAACGACGGUUCAGUGGUGGUGAAGGUGGUGAAGGUUGUCUUAAACAAUAGUAACGCUAAAAGAACUAAGGAACGUAUUCUGCUGCAUCCCCGCACGCGAACUAAAACGCGACGACGUAUUGUCGCGUUUGACCACACUAAUGACAACAAAAAAGAUAAUCCAAAUAAACUUGUCUUCCAGUCAUUCACUUGCACAACCACGACGAUAUUAUCAUUGCCAAGUAAAUUAUCAAUCGAAAAGCCCGAGUGGCUCGUAUUGCCACUGUGCAAAUCAAGGACGAAACCGAUAAACAUUUAUCAGUGCGCGAGUGUUUAAUUCAGGUGAAUUAAUUUUAUCCACCAGCCGAUGUGAAUCCCCGAGAGUCUAAAUAAUAUGAUAAAUCACCUCGAGUGGGUAUAAUGGAGGCAGAGUGGAUUGACACAGUGCAUCGUGAUAACAAUGAAAUAAUCAAGGGCAAUGAUAGAGAUAAAAAAAUUCCCGAAAUUUUAACGGUGUUGAAUGGCAAGAGGUCUCACCAUUCAAUAAUGCUGGAGAACAAGGAGAAGACAAAUCUAGCUUAUGAGGAUGAGGCGAGCGAGGAUGUGGCAUUCGUCAAGUACCGAACAAGAAAUAAUGAGCAAAGUGGGAGUGACAUCAGGAAAGAGGCUCGUGAGGCUAUCACCAAGGACAGACAAGAGGCUCAACAAAGAAACGAGAGAAAUGACAACAUCAAACGACCGGGCAGUCUAUACACCCGGAAUCUAUCCGUUGAUGACAAGGAUGGCAAUGAGAGUGUUCUCAAUGAAACGUCGAUCGUGGGGAAUGGUAACAAGUGCCUUCGGGUGAAGUUCAAUGCGUCGAGGACCAAAAGAUCGUCAAAGCCAAAGGACGAUGGACACCCGAGUCCUUCAAUAUCGACAGCCAGCAGUUCUCCUUCCGCUGAGGGAUCCUCCGAAGACAAUUCCAGUCUGGGUCAAUUCUCUGAGGCUCGUCCCACUGAUGGUGGAUGGGGCUGGGUCGUUGUCGCUGCUUCCUUCAUGGUCAAUCUCAUUGCUGAUGGUAUAACUUUCUCGUUUGGUGUCAUCUACGUGGAGUUUCUCAAUUACUUCGGCGAGGGCAAGUCCAAGACAGCUUGGAUUGGCUCUCUCUUCAUGGCGAUGCCACUUUUGUCAGGACCUGUUGCCAGCUUUUUGACGGAUAGGUAUGGCUGCAGGAGGGUAUCCAUAGCUGGGAGUAUUUUGGCAACUUUGGGAUUUGUCAUAUCAUCGUACACGAGUUCAAUGGCCGUUCUUAUAUUUACGUUUGGUGUGAUAUCGGGCUUUGGUCUGUCACUGUGCUUUGUCGCUGCUGUUGUCAUCGUAGCCUACUACUUCGACAAGAGGAGAUCAUUCGCAACGGGAUUGUCGGUAUGCGGCAGCGGAAUUGGCACUUUUAUAUUUGCACCGUUGACCCAGUAUCUUUUGGCUGAGUACGGGUGGAGGGGUACGACCCUCAUUCUUGCAGGAUUCUUCUUUAAUUUGGCGGUUUGUGGGUGUCUCAUGAGGGAUUUGGAGUGGACGACCAUUAGGGCGAAGGCCAAGUGCCAGGAGAGAAAGCGAAAUCGAGAGAGAAAGAGAACUAGCAGAAUUCAGAGCUCAAGUGCUGAUUCUUUCUCUGCUAGCUCUUCGGCGAAUACGACAACGCAUACACCGGGUGUCGCGAGUUUUUCAGCUGCAUCAGCAAAUCCAAUUAUUCUGGAGAACUCCAGGAGGCAUGUGGAGGAGCAUGGGAAGAAUUUUUCUAGUCUUCUCACUCUACCGACGUUUUUGAAGAAUGGGGAUCAGGUGCCCAUUGAAGUUCUGGAGUUACUUGCCACUAGGAAAGAUGUUUAUAAUAUUCUGCUGCAUAAUUAUCCGAGUCUUUUGACAUCAUCGAGAAGUUUUAGUGAUUCAGCGACGAUCAAUGAUGGAGUUAAUUUGCCGGUUGUCUGCGAUGAUGAGUUGACCAAGGCGAAGGACAGGGAAGAGUUUGAUAAUUUGGAUAGGAAGAGCAAGGUGAAUAGUGAGAAGUUUAAGGAGACUAAUGAUGAUGCCGCUGUCUAUCUCUGGUGGCUGAGGAAACUCCAGCCUGAUGACUGUCAAUUGCAGAGAUCUUCGACACUCGAGGCACAUCGAAGGCUACCCACUGCUUAUCUGAGGAAUAUUCGAAUGCACAGGCAUAGUCUCACCUAUCGCGGUGCAAUGCUCAAUAUCAAUAGGUACAGGCUGAGGGCAUCCAGCUGUCCUGAUAUAUACAGGAAUUCUAUGACCACCAUUGCCAAAACAAAAUUGGUUUGGUACUCCGGGGUGUGGGAGUUCUGGGAUCUUGUCGUCGAUAUGCUGGAUUUUUCACACUUUGCUGACUCGAGAUUUCUCCUUUUUUCCAUUAGCAAUUUUCUGCUACACACCUGGUACGAUGUGCCUUAUGUUUAUCUCACUGAUAAUGCCAUUGAGAUGGGAUUCAGCGAGACUGAUGCUUCUAUGCUCAUCUCGGUUAUUGGGAUCACCAAUAUGCUUGGAGAGAUUUUCCUUGGAUGGGCCGGAGAUAAAGUCUGGGUGAAUGCUUCCAUCGUUUAUGCAGUAUGCAUGAUACUCUGUGGUGCUGUAACAAGCAUAAUUCCACUUGUUGUCAGACAUUACUACGCACUCUGCGCGGUUUCUGGUGCAUUUGGUAUUUUCAUUGCUGCAAAUUACAGUCUUACGAGUAUUAUUCUUGUUGAAGUUAUAACGCUUGAACGUUUUACAAAUGCCUACGGUCUCUUGUUACUGGUUCAGGGAAUUGCCAAUCUCAUGGGGCCACCACUGGCUGGUUUGCUCUAUGAUAUCACAGGCACCUACGACCUGUCAUUCUACCUAGCAGGAUUCUUCAUUGGUCUCAGUGGGAUUCUCCUGAUGGUAGUCCCAUGCAUCGAGAUGUAUCGAAAAUACUCUCGAAAGAAUAACGCCAAUCUCUCGAGAAAAAAUCUCGCUGCUGGAAUAAACAGCGUGUGAACAAUGGAGUCAUGAAUUAAUUGAGUUAACAAAAAGAAAAAACAACAGACCAGAACAUAACAAUAACAAAAGCUGGGUUUAACGGACCCACAUAUUUGUCUAUUUAUUCAUCAAUUAAUCUGAACAGUUAUUUAUUUAUCAAUUGUGCUUGCAUGCACGAAGGAAUAGACAUCGGAACGGCUGUCAAAUUUUUAGUGACGUUUGUACAAAUGCAAAAAUAUGUCUCGGAAUUUUUCCUUAUACUGAAACUUCCAUUUGAUUAUAAAUUCAAUGAAGUUUAGUACUAGAUCGAGAUCCUUAUUGUAAUUUAUCAAUUAAUCUAUACGACUCUGUACGAAUUAGUGAUGAAACAAUAUUAUUGAACCGAAUACAUUUUUUCGACGAUCAGAGGUUAGUAGGAAUAAAUGAAUAAAUAAAGUAUGUAACAAUUUCUUGUUAAGGCUCCGACCCAUUCGAAUCUCAGGAUAGUUGAUUGAAAUUAUGAGGUAAAUUCUGCAAUUCCUGUAGAGUGGAGAAAAGCUUCUGAGAAAAUUAGAAUACGAUACGAAUUGAUCGACUAUAUCUUCAGUGUUUUUUUCCACAAGAAAUAUAGCGAAUGUAAAUAAUAAUUCUGUUAUUCUCUCGUUCUUCAUUGAACUUUUUGAUAAUUCAAAAUUCUACAUCCAAUUAUUCAGCUUAUUCCUUCACGCAUGAAAAACGUCAUAGUAAAACCUAGUGCUUCCUCCGAGAAAUUUCAUUGAUUUUAUUCUAUAAUUCUAUUUGUUCUUUCACGUCUUUUGCUGCAGGUCAAUUUUCUAGCAACAAAUAUCUGUUUCAACCCACGGGGUCCUGAUUUUUAAAUAAAUUACCGCAAAAAAACUAGAAUGUUCUGAUAGAAUUUCAAUAGAAUUCAGUAGAAAUUUUAAGAGAAAGCGCAGGAUUUUUUUAAGGUAUCUUAUCAAAAAAUUUGUGUUCGUCGUAUUCACAGAGUAUUUGCUUUAGUGGAAGCAUGAACAAGUGUAAAUAAUCGGCGGCAAAUAUUCUGGGAGAGGAAACAAUAGUUUUAUUUGUAUAUAAUAGCUUUCUGUGAUGAUAAAGGAUAAAUGAAAAAAUGUGGGAACGAUGGAGUUGUGCGGAGUGGGUUUUAUCGAAUGUAAAGUCGAAUGUGGAAUACAUACUCUUAUUUUCGAUGAAAUUUGAAGAUCUUUAGUAGGAAAUCUGCAGCGGCCUUACUGGCGUCUUAUGGAAUCCGGAGUAAUAUUUUACUAUAAGAGAUAAUUAUAGAGGUAGACGAAACGUUCGAACAUUUUGGAAUAAGUUAAUAUAGUUGAAUUGGUGACCAAGUACGAUCCUAGUAUUAGUCGGGAGACAUUGGACGUUUAUUCGAUAUUAAGGACGAAGUUAUUACAACGAAUCCUUCGGAGAUUCAAUUACUGAAUUGAUAUUUGAAAAUUUAAAAUUUUCGCCGAUAUUCUCCAAGCCCUAGCGAGUAGGAGGGAUGGAUUUUCCUAUUGUUCUCAUGUAGCGGUCAAUAUAUUGACAAGUUAAUCAUUUUUUAGUCAUUCGAGUGCUGUUGAAUUUCAAAUAAAUUAAUGGCCUUCCGUCGUUAUGAGGAUCACGUGGAAAAAAUUAUGUCCAAGCUCACAAGACAUUCUAUUCAAUCAAUUUUAAUAGAACAAGUGCAGAAGAAUUUUACGGAAAAAUUUAUUCACUUUUUGGUACUUUGUAUUGAAUAUUCACGACCAAGUCGUGACAUUUUCGUAAUAGAUAUUUGAAGAAAUCCAAUAGAUUUUCAUUCAGUAUCAAAUAGGUGAAGGGCAACAACUCGACGUAUUUCCUAGUCAAUUGAAAUAGCGAAAUUGGUCGAGCUUUUCCGAUUCAAAUUUUCUGUGCGCAAUGAAUCCAUCGUUGAGUGAAAAUUAAUUCGAUUACCACCCGAAUAGAAAAAGAUAUAACACAAAAAUUACAACUGAGAUAUAGUAUUUUGUCGGAAUUUCCUAAAUAUAUCCUUAAAUAUUUAUAUCUUGGAUAUAUCUUCACUGUGAGCUUCGAGAUAUAUCUGAUAUAUAUAUAUCCAAUAUAUAUUUCAGAUCGAAAAUCUAUUUCGGAUAAUGCAUUUUUUGAAUAAAAUAUAUGCGACCUAUAUCCGGAUAUAAUUGUCAUAUAUUUCUGAAUAUAUAUUUUUCUCAUUUGAGAAAUGGAGGUCUUUUUUUUAUAUGCGAUAAGGAGUGAAAGUGGAAUUUCUUUCGAGUAAUAAUUUUUUGUUUUUCUAAUGGAUCAUCUAAAGUAGUUGAAUUUUUUCAAACGUGGUCCUCGAUUCAGUGCCCUCAACAUGGAAAUAUAUAUUUCUUAGAAAACGGCCCGAUACAUAUACUGUAUGUGAAUUAGCAUGAACAAGUUAAUCUUGAUGAGAAGAGUCAGGCACAUUCAGCAUAUUCAGAGCAUUCAUCAAAUAAAGAUUAAAAAUGUAAUCGAAA
Fopius arisanus is the source of this 6107-nucleotide messenger RNA. Its product is annotated as monocarboxylate transporter 9-like. Bases 1063 to 3651 code for a protein of 862 amino acids. Gene Ontology annotation, biological process: transmembrane transport. Lineage: Eukaryota; Metazoa; Arthropoda; Insecta; Hymenoptera; Braconidae. Gene Ontology annotation, molecular function: monocarboxylic acid transmembrane transporter activity. The transcript has 4 exons. Gene Ontology annotation, cellular component: membrane. The record is from RefSeq and is a predicted model, not a curated record.